UCCCGGGGCGGCGGCGGUGGCAGCGGUGGUGGCAGCGGUGGCGGCGGUGGCGGUGGUGGCGGCGGCGGCGGGGAGCGCCGAUGGCGCGGGGGGGGGGGGCGCCGGUGGCCGCCGCUGCGCAGCCGGUUGCACGGUCUGCGGCACAUGUGCUCGCGGCGGGCGGCGCUGCCGCGGAGAGCGCUCUGGGUCCUGGCCUUCUGCACGGCGCUGGGCUUGCUGCUCUCCUGGUCCUCCAACCGCCUGCUCCACUGGCUCUCCUUCCCCUCGCACACCCAGGUGCGCACCAAGUGGAGCCGCCAGCUGCCCUUCCCCGCCGUCACCCUCUGCAACAACAACCCCCUGCGCUUCCCCCGCCUCUCCAAGGGGGAUCUUUACUACGCGGGGCACUGGUUGGGUUUGUUGCUGCCCAACCGGACCGCCCGCCCGCUGCUCACCGAGCUGCUGCGGGGUGACGAGGCGCGGCUCCGCUGGUUCGCCAAGCUGGCCGAUUUUCGCCUCUUUUUACCCCCCCGGCACUACGAGGGGAUCAGCGCUGACUUCAUGGACCGCCUGGGCCAUCAGCUGGAGGACAUGCUGCUGUCCUGCAAGUACCGCGGCGAGCUCUGCGGGCCCCACAACUUCUCCGCGGUGUUUACAAAGUAUGGGAAGUGCUACAUGUUCAACUCAGGAGAAGAAGGACGACCUCUGCUGACCACGGUGAAGGGAGGGACAGGCAAUGGGCUGGAGAUCAUGCUGGACAUACAGCAGGAUGAGUACCUGCCAAUCUGGGGAGAGACAGAGGAGACAACAUUUGAGGCUGGAGUCAAAGUGCAGAUCCACAGCCAGUCUGAGCCACCCUUUGUGCAGGAGCUGGGGUUUGGGGUGGCCCCUGGAUUCCAGACCUUUGUGGCCACCCAAGAGCAAAGGCUCACCUACCUGCCUCCGCCCUGGGGCGAGUGCCGCUCGUCGGACCUGGGCUUAGACUUCUUUCCCGUUUACAGCAUCACAGCCUGCAGGAUCGACUGUGAGACUCGGUACAUCGUGGAGAACUGCAACUGCAGGAUGGUGCACAUGCCAGGGGAUGCUCCCUUCUGCACCCCGGAGCAGUACAAGGAGUGUGCAGAGCCUGCUCUUGGUUUGCUUGCUGAGAAGGACAGCAAUUACUGCAUCUGCAGGACACCCUGCAACCUGACCAGGUACAACAAAGAGCUCUCCAUGGUCAAGAUCCCCAGCAAGACCUCGGCCAAGUACCUGGAGAAGAAAUUCAACAAGUCAGAAAAGUACAUCUCAGAGAAUAUUCUUGUGCUGGACAUAUUUUUUGAAGCACUCAACUAUGAGACAAUUGAGCAGAAGAAAGCCUAUGAAGUGGCAGCCUUACUUGGUGACAUUGGAGGCCAGAUGGGGCUGUUCAUCGGUGCUAGCAUCCUCACCAUCCUGGAGCUCUUUGAUUAUAUCUAUGAGCUCAUCAAGGAGAAAUUAUUAGACCUGCUUGGAAAGGAGGAAGAGGAAGGGAGCCAUGAUGAAAACGUGAGCACUUGUGACCCCAUGCCAAACCAUUCGGAAACCAUCAGCCACACUGUGACGGUGCCGCUGCAGGCAGCCCUGGGGACGCUGGAGGAGAUCGCCUGCUGACAGCCCCCCGCCCC
Messenger RNA from Dryobates pubescens (Downy woodpecker), 1625 nucleotides. RefSeq names its product acid-sensing ion channel 2. Gene Ontology annotation, cellular component: membrane. NCBI's taxonomy places the organism in Eukaryota, Metazoa, Chordata, Aves, Piciformes, Picidae. Gene Ontology annotation, biological process: sodium ion transmembrane transport. The annotation marks the transcript as partial. The transcript is spliced from 10 exons. Gene Ontology annotation, molecular function: ligand-gated sodium channel activity. The record is from RefSeq and is a predicted model, not a curated record.